Procambarus clarkii (red swamp crayfish) is the source of this 1221-nucleotide messenger RNA. RefSeq names its product histone H3.3A. Gene Ontology annotation, cellular component: nucleosome; nucleus. NCBI's taxonomy places the organism in Eukaryota, Metazoa, Arthropoda, Malacostraca, Decapoda, Cambaridae. The record is from RefSeq and is a predicted model, not a curated record. Gene Ontology annotation, molecular function: protein heterodimerization activity; DNA binding; structural constituent of chromatin.
GGCGCCAGGCUGCACGGGACUCCAACCAAUGGGAGAGGUGCGCGGGAUGAUGACGUCACAAGGGGUAUAUAUACGGGGACUUAGGCCUUUUUAGCCUUUAGUCAUCAUUUACUGUGCCGAGGCAGAAGGAGUCUCACAGUCGUCCCAACAUCAAGGUGAAUCAUGGCUCGUACAAAACAAACAGCCCGUAAGUCUACUGGUGGCAAGGCUCCACGUAAGCAGCUAGCCACCAAGGCAGCUCGUAAGUCGGCACCAUCCACGGGGGGUGUGAAGAAACCUCAUCGUUAUCGCCCUGGUACUGUUGCCCUCCGAGAAAUUCGUCGUUACCAGAAGUCCACGGAAUUGCUCAUUCGCAAGUUACCAUUCCAGCGUCUUGUUCGUGAAAUUGCACAAGAUUUCAAAACUGAUUUACGUUUCCAGAGUGCUGCUAUUGGUGCCCUGCAGGAAGCUUCGGAGGCCUAUCUUGUUGGCCUGUUUGAAGACACUAACUUGUGUGCUAUCCAUGCUAAGCGUGUCACCAUCAUGCCCAAGGAUAUCCAACUUGCCCGGCGAAUCCGUGGUGAGCGUGCUUAAGCACAGUCAUGCAUAUUGUGCUCACUUAAGACAUAACCUCCUAAGCUACAUACUGCCAUGGACAAAGUGAAUGUGUUUAGUUUACGUUUUCAGCAUGUCAUUUCUCUUGAAUUGACUUCGCAGUGCUGGCAUGUGCGACUGGCACAAGUUUUUUACUGUAAGAUAUAGCUGAGCGGCUUUUACUGCUCGCUAGUGGAAAAUUGUGACGCAAGAGUUUCUAAUUUAUUUUGUGUGUACAGCAUUGUUCAGAACUGUGUAUUCGGAUGUGAUUAUCUUUUAGUUUAUCGAUGUGCAAGUCGUUGAAAAUUUCAGCUGUGUGAUUUAAAAAUUCAAGAAUACACAGGUCUGGUGUAGGUUAUGUGAUCACAAAUAAUAUUCCAAAGUACAAGAAAUCGUCAAUUUUCUGGUCCGGGAACAAUCUGUCAUACUGUAUUUGUAUUGUCGAUGUCACGGUCAUUUCAUAUUCAUGAUCUUAUUUUAGUUUAGUGGGAAAGCCUUUUUAUUACCUUUAGUUUUAAGUCUUAAAAUCUGUCUCUUUACUUAUGGUGGUGCGUACUUCAGAUGACAAAUUUAUUCCGCAUCACUCUCAUUUCUUGACAUUGGUAUUUGCACUGUAGAUUUAAACCAAAAAUAAAUCUUCUAACAUUU